AUGUGCCACUUUCAGGUCUCCUCACACUGCUGGUGUGUUCCAUUUUUUGUCAUAGGGUGCUGGCAGAUUACGGGCCUCCCAUUGCUGCUGCCAGGCCCGUAAUCUGCCAUGGGCCCCUGUACCGCCUCCUCAUGCUGCUGCCAGGUCCAGAGUGUCUCAUGGGUCCCUGUACGGCCUCCCAUUGCUGCUGUCUCCAUCGCCACACUCUGCCAUGUGCCACUUUCAGGUCUCCUCACACUGCUGGUGUGUUACAUUUUUUGUCAUAGGGUGCUGGCAGAUUACGGGCCUCCCAUUGCUGCUGCCAGGCCCGUAAUCUGCCAUGGGCCCCAGUACCGCCUCCUCAUGCUGCUGCCAGGUCCACAGUCUCUCAUGGGUCCCUGUACGGCCCUCCCAUUGCUGCUGUCUCCAUCUCACCACACUCUG
This is a messenger RNA of Staurois parvus, 423 nucleotides long. NCBI's taxonomy places the organism in Eukaryota, Metazoa, Chordata, Amphibia, Anura, Ranidae. The record is from the annotation of a GenBank genome assembly.